Molecule: messenger RNA, 1938 nt
Organism: Indicator indicator
Lineage: Eukaryota; Metazoa; Chordata; Aves; Piciformes; Indicatoridae
Gene: TRIM25
Product: tripartite motif containing 25
Exons: 9
Coding region: 1-1881 (626 amino acids)
Molecular function (GO): protein binding
Source: RefSeq, a predicted model, not a curated record
AUGGCGUCGGUGUUGGAGCCGAGUUUGGAGGGGCUGGAGGAGGAACUGACCUGCUCCAUCUGCCUCUGUCUCUUCAGCAGCCCUGUCACCAUCCCCUGCGGGCACAACUUCUGCUCCUCCUGCCUGGAGCUCACCUGGGCCGGGCUGUCGGGGUCCUUCAGCUGCCCGCAGUGCCGGACCACCUUCAAGAGCCGCCCGCAGCUGCAGAAGAACACGGUGCUGUGCAAGGUGGUUGAGCAGCUCCAGGGCCGCUCCGGGGCCGGGAAGCAGGAGGAGGAAGAGGAGGAGGAGGAAGCAGCAGCAGGGCGCGGGGUGGAGGAGGCCCCCAUAUUUUGCGACAGCUGCUUGCAGGCCCCGGCCGUGCAGACCUGCCUGACCUGCACCGCCUCCUUCUGCGCCGAGCACCUGCGGCCGCACCAGGACAGCCCUGCCUUCCGUGCCCACCAGCUGUGCCCGCCGCUGCGCGACCUCCAGCAGCGCAAGUGCCAGAAGCACGACAAGCUCUUCGAGUUCUUCUGCAGCCAGCACGGCAGCUGCAUCUGCUCCCUCUGCCUGCUCGAGCACAAGCUGUGCCACACCAGCCCCUUGGAGGUGGCCAAAACCAACGCUGAGUUGGUGCUGAAGAAGAAACUGGUGGAGCUGCAUAACCAGAGUGAAAGGACUGCUCAGUUGAUAACCAGGGUGAAGACAAACCAAAAUCAAGCUGCUGAGACAGCUUCCAGAAAGAGAGAUCUGAUCAGAACAGAGUUUUCAGAAAUUAAAGCGUUAAUUGAAGAAAAAGAAAAUAACACCUUGAAAGUCAUUGCAGAUGAAGAAAAAAAAGUUUGUAAUAAGUUUGAUUAUGUUUGCGGUAUCCUGGGAAAUAAGAAGAAGGAAAUUCAGUCUCUGACAGAUCAGAUUGAGAUGGCCCUGACUGAAGGUGAUGAUGUUCUGUUUUUGAAGAGAGCAACAGCACUGCAACGAACAUCCACUAAAGAUGCUUAUGUUCCUACAAUUGAAAUGGACCAAAACUUGAUGCACUCCACUUACCAGGCUGCCAUUAACCUUAAGGACAUCGUGAAACAAUCAGUGCCUCAGUGUAAGGAGAGAAAAAAAGUGGAAACAAACCCACCCCCUGUGAAAGCUAAACCUGCUCCAGCAGCUGCUGCAAGCAAAACUGCUGGGAAAAAGGCACACAAAGUCCUUCAGCAGGCUCAAGGCACCUCGCAGGUGGAGGCAAAUACCAAGGAGAAGAAGAAAGCUCCUAAAGUUGCACCAACCACAGGAACUCCAAGUGCUACAGCUGCUGUUUCAAAUAAAGAGCUUAUGGAGAGCUUCAUGAAGAAACCCAGAGAGGAGCUUUUGCAGUAUGCUGCUAACAUCACCCUGGAUUUCAACACCGCUCACAACAAGGUGGUCCUGUCUGACAAAUACACCAAGAUGGCUGUCUCAGAUACCCCCAUGAGUUAUGGCUACCACCCUCAGCGCUUCAUGGAUUGUCCCCAAGUGCUGGGCUUCCAGUGCUUCAAGAGAGGCAUCCACUACUGGGAAGUGGAAAUGCAACAGAACAACUUCUGCGGCAUUGGGAUCUGCUACGGCAGCAUGGACCGGCAGGGCCCCGAGAGCCGCCUGGGCAGGAACAGCAGCUCCUGGUGCAUUGAGUGGUUUAACUCCAAAAUAUCAUCCUGGCAUGAUGAUGUAGAAAAGUGCCUGCCCAACGUGAAGGCUACCAAGAUUGGGGUGCUGCUCCACUGUGAGGGAGGCUUUGUGCUCUUCCUGGCUGUUGGAGAGAAGCACAAUGUGAUCUAUAAGUUCAAGAGCCAGUUCACUGAAGCCUUGUACCCUGCCUUCUGGUUGUUUUCCAGUGGCACUGUUCUCUCUCUCAGUGCAAUGAAACAGUAAGGCCUCAGAUCUUAAUGUAGUUUGCAGAUAAUCAGGCCUACAGCAACUCUUCGUAAG